AUGGCCGCCAACCAGAAGAUUGUGUUCGCCCUCGUCUGCCUCUUUGUGGCAUGUGACUUGGUGCUGGGUCAGCAGCAGGCGGCCAACAGCUCGGAUGCGGAAUCCGAUGUGGCGGAAAGCCGUACUUUUGGCCAUCAUUUCCUGCGGCGCAUCAGCUUCGCCUUGGUGCCCGGCGCCUUCGUCGUGGGCGUGAUCACCACCCUGCUGGCGGCCUUGACUGUCGUCUCCAUCAAGGGGCUGGGCGUGGGCGUUAUCCUGCUCGUGCUGGCCAUCGGCCAAAUGCUGUCCCGUGCUCUUCCCGUCCAGGCAGCCGCCGCCUAUGCCGCUGCACCCGUUCCUGUCCAGGCUCCCGUGCCGGUGGUCUACUCCCACUCGCACACCCAGCAGCCCGUCUGGUUGGAGAAGGAGUGGUAG
This is a messenger RNA of Drosophila teissieri, 414 nucleotides long. RefSeq names its product protein apnoia (gene apn). The record is from RefSeq and is a predicted model, not a curated record. The coding region runs from base 1 to 414 and encodes 137 amino acids. NCBI's taxonomy places the organism in Eukaryota, Metazoa, Arthropoda, Insecta, Diptera, Drosophilidae. The transcript is spliced from 2 exons.